CAGCGCUGUCCGACCUGCGGGGCUGCGCGGGGAGCUGUGGCCUGGCCUCGUUUGGCCCCGUCCGUGAUGCCCGGGCCUGGCCGAGGGAGAAGGCUGUGACCUCCGGGCGGGAGCGGGGUUAAAUGGAGGACUGGGGUUACAUAAUGGCAGAAGCCGCCGUGUCCCCGUUGAAGCACUUCGUGCUGGCCAAAAAGACCAUCACUGCCAUCUUUGAGCAGCUGCUGGACUACGUCACUGAGGGGGCUGCUUUUGUGGAAGCAACAUACAGGAACCCAGAGCUUGAACAUAUAGCAACAGAAGAUGAAUUAGCAGAAAUACAGGCAUAUAAAAAGAAGUUAGCAGUCAUUGGUGAAGUGCUUUCACGGAGACACAUGAAAGUGGCAUUUUUUGGCAGAACAAGCAGUGGAAAAAGUUCGGUCAUUAAUGCAAUGCUGUGGGAUAAGGUACUUCCUAGUGGAAUUGGCCACACGACCAACUGCUUUCUCAGCGUGGAAGGGACUGAUGGAGAUAAAGCCUACCUCAUGACAGAGGGGUCGGAUGAGAAGAAGAGUGUCAAGACAGUCAAUCAGCUUGCUCAUGCCCUUCACAUGGAUAAAGAUUUGAAGGCUGGCUGUCUGGUCCAUGUCUUCUGGCCCAAGUCCAAGUGUGCGCUGCUGAGGGACGAUUUGGUCUUAGUGGACAGUCCUGGCACAGAUGUGACUACAGAGCUGGACAGCUGGAUUGACAAAUUCUGCUUAGAUGCUGAUGUGUUUGUCUUGGUUGCCAAUUCUGAGUCAACUCUCAUGAACACGGAAAAACAUUUUUUCCAUAAAGUGAAUGAACGUCUCUCUAAGCCAAAUAUCUUCAUCUUGAACAAUAGAUGGGAUGCCUCUGCUUCAGAGCCAGAAUAUAUGGAAGAUGUGCGCAGGCAGCACAUGGAGCGCUGUCUGACUUUUCUCGUUGAUGAGCUCAAAGUUAUUGAUCCUGUAGAAGCGAGGAAUCGCAUCUUUUUUGUUUCAGCAAAAGAAGUUCUGAGUGCCAGGAGACAGAAGGCCCAAGGAAUGCCAGAGACUGGUGGAGCACUUGCUGAAGGGUUUCAAACAAGAUUCCAAGAAUUCCAAAAUUUUGAGCAGAUAUUUGAGGAGUGUAUCUCGCAGUCAGCCGUGAAAACCAAGUUUGAACAGCACACUAUCAGAGCUAAACAGAUAAUAGAUACUGUGAAAAACAUUAUGGACGCCAUAAACGUAGCUGCAGCAGAAAAAAGAGUGCUCUCAAUGGAAGAGCGAGAAGAUCAGAAGGACAGGCUGGACUUCGUUCGAAAUCAGCUGAACAUUUUGACAGAAGAUACUAAGGAAAAAAUCAAACGUGUUACUGAGGAAGUGGAAAAUAAAGUCUCCUCUGCCAUGACUGAUGAGAUUUGCCGACUUUCGGUUCUAGUUGAUGAAUUUUAUUCAGACUUUCACCCUUCUCCUCAAGUACUGAAGCUCUAUAAGACAGAACUCAACAAACACAUAGAAGAUGGUUUGGGAAAGAACCUGGCUGAUCGCUGCUCCAGUGAAGUCAAUGAGUCGAUGCACCAGUCGCAGCAGGAGAUCAUUGAAAACCUGAAACCAUUGUUGCCUUCUGGUGCUCAGAACCAGCUUCACUUGCUGAUUCCAUGCAGGAAGUUUGACCUCAGCUAUGAUCUGAACUGUCACAGUCUGUGUGCGGAUUUCCAGGAGGAUAUCAUGUUCCACUUUUCCUUGGGAUGGACUUCACUCGUAAACCGGUUCUUGGGUCCUAAACAUGCUCAGAGGGUGCUUCUGGGACUGGCAGAUCCCAAUUUACAAGUGAGUGCUUCAGAGAUCCCUCGUCCCUUAGCUACCACCCCGUCUGCUGCCAGCCUUCCUGCUGCAACUCCAGAGAACACAUCACCUGAUGAUUUCAUGGUUCCUUUGGUAAUGAGUUUAGCUUCACUGACAUCACGGACCUCUAUGAGCAUCAUCGUUGUUGGCGGAGUGAUUUGGAAAACAGUUGGCUGGAAACUCAUCUCUCUCUCCUUAAGUAUGUAUGGCUUAUUAUAUCUCUAUGAGAGACUAACUUGGACCACUAAAGCAAAAGAGAGAGCCUUCAAGCAGCAGUUCGUCAACUACGCGACUGAAAAGCUGCAGAUGAUCGUCAGCCUUACGAGUGCAAACUGCAGCCACCAGGUGCAGCAGGAAAUGGCCACCACCUUUGCUCGGCUCUGUCAGCAGGUGGAUGUUACCCAGAAAAACCUGGAAAAAGAAAUUGCCCGUCUUUCCAAAGAAAUAGAUCAGCUGGAGAACAUACAGAGCCACUCCAAGCAACUGAGAAAUAAAGCCAUUCACCUUGAGAAUGAACUAGAUCGCUUUACAAAGCAUUUUCUUCAAAAGAGUAAAUAAAGCAUCAUCGUUACCCUUCCCAGUGAUCCUUUGUAGGACAAAGUAGAAAUUUUACAGAUGACACUUCUCUGUGGAGUCACACGAAAUGAUUUAUAUUUUUAAUCUUAUUUUGAUUACACUUAAUGAUUGUAAAGCUUAAUUUGGACUCUGACGGUGAACCAAACUGAGGAGCUGUGGGACGCUUAUAACUGCUAUGUUUGUUCUGAAGGUUUGGGGUUAAAAAUCUUUAACACUAAAUUCCUUUGGGCACUUGAGAAUAAAAACCCAAAUCUCUUCUGAUUUUUGUUAGUGCUUAGUUGGGGCAGGUCUGGCUUCCUGGCAUCCAGGAGUUUAUGCAGGGAGAGUGCUUAUCACUGCUGUCUCUCUCCUGUUCUCAGCUGACUAGGAAUAGCCAGGGAAGAAGAAUGCUGCUUUUUCAUUUGUGCUUGUUUUGGUUUUUGAAGGAAGGGAAGUAUGAACUCCAGCGUGGUGGACAGGAGUCCUGACCAUUUGGGAAGCAAGAGGAAUUGGGUUGGGAAGAUUUUCCAGUUCUUGGAUAAAGAAACAAAAGGUGGUAACUGUAGAGCAGUCACUCAUAGAAUGCAGUAGGCUGUAGUUUCCCCGCUGGCUCCUGCAGCUCCAGCCAAGAUGGCGUUAAGUAAAAACAAAUAGUUGGUAAAAUGGAUGCUCAUCUCUGAGAGCACGGCUGGAACUCACCUCCAGGUGAAGUGCAGCAAAGAAGCGGCCGAGUCGGUGGCUUUGACCCCAUUUUUGCAUGUUGGAGGGAAAGAUUUGGGUGUCAGGCUUCUGCCAGAGCUCAUCUCCUGCAUGCAGAGGUGGAGGCUGUCUGAUGGCAUUUCCUCAUCCUGACCUGCUCCUCGGUUCUGCUGUAGCACUGAUCUCUGCCCUGAGCUGUGUGACAGGUACGUGGGAGUACUUCCACCUCUGCUCACUUCUAGCAGUGCAGAGCCUCUUAACGUGGCUGCUGACACCUGCAAUCACUGAGCACCUUCGUUUUUCUAACCAGACUUUUUAAGAAUAACUUAUUUUAGAAGAGAAAGCCUUUUCAGAAUAUUUAUAUAUUUUUAUGGAUGUAUUAACAAGACUAAUGAAAUACUCAAAUUCAAAACCUAAGAGUUAAGGAUUUGCUAUAUUCCAGUAAAUAAGGGCUAUCCUAAAAGGAGGUAGAUUUUAAAAGCUAACAGUAAUGGAACGUUGUUAAUGACUUUAAGCUGAGAGCACUGUUUUCACCACAGUGUACGUGGUGGUGGGUUCUGAUGUGCAGCAGCACAGCUGUGCACUGGUGUUAGCAGUGUGUGAGGUGUCUCAGGUUGACUGAGGAGAACUGUGAAAAUGAGUGACAGCCCAGCCUUUGUGUGAGGUCACAGGUGUGUGUGGGUGCUCUUGUCUGAAGCGUUGUUGCACAGAUUGUACCCAGAUGAGAACUUUACAUGCAUGUGUUCUACAGUUAUUUAUUAAAAAAUUAACUCUCUCUUUUCUCCUGUAGUAACGUUAUUUCACAACUGUCUCGGUAGGGAAAAGCCACCCCCUUGCUUCCACUGGAGGACAAAACCCACAACCACUGAGGUUGAAUUUGCAUUUCACCAAGCAGCAUUGAUUGCGUAGUUCAGUUGUAGAGAAAAGAAUCAGUGAAUCGGUACUACAGCCUUAAAAAAAGUGGCAGAUGGCACUGUGCAACAGGAGUUCUGCUGGUAAGAAUGAAGGAAUGUUGUAAAAAAAUUAGUUUUGGUCCAGGUUGGUCCCUUACAAACUUCCUGCUCUCUUCAGUGCAGCCUGACCAGGUCCUGGUGAGUUCAUUUAGCCUCCAAAAAGCGAUUUUGGGUUAGAAGAAAGAAUAACAAUUCUGCUGUUUAACAGCAGAAGCAGCAACAUCCAGAGUGCCUCCUGCUGCUCUGCCUCCAUGGAGCUCAGGGACAGAGCCUCCAGCUGCAGGGCAGGGGCCUAUGAAGUGGAGUUGGAAAGGAGCAUCCACACAGGGCACCGUCUGGUUAAAAGCACUUGUUUAUUGGUUACAAUAUCAACUCAUGGCAACAUCUUUCACUGAGCCACUGUACAAAUACAAAGAAAAGAUCCAUUGUGAGGGGAAAAAAAAAAAAGCUAUAAACAGAGUUCAUAGCAAGUGAUCUUUUUUCACAGGGAAAUCUUUUUACAACAGCACUGUUAAAGAACAAAUGGCACAAGUCCCUGGUUUUUUCAAUAGCUUAAAUAAAAGCUUUAAGACUGUUUCUGUAUACAUACACGAUCCAAAGGCAGUGCAGAAUCACUUCAUAAUUGGUAACAUGACUGCAGUUAUCCAAAGUAGUCAGCAACAAGUGACAGAAGGAACCGAGCUGAUGAGAAAUGCCAGAAACUGAAGGCAAAUUAAAACCGAGAUGGUUAGAAGCAGUUUUGUUUUGGACUCCUUUGGAUGUAAUAUGUACUACAAGUGUUCAGAUGCUUUUAUUUUUUUCUUCUUUAAAAAAAAAAAGAAAGAAGGAAAAGAAAAAAAAGGAAAAACACAAAUAGAGCACCAUUGUGUAAGUAAAACAAAGGCUUGAAAUAUCUAAGACUAUUCCACCGAAGUCCAUAUUAGUUAAAACCUAAACAUACUGUGUGGUAUAAGAAUGUCAGGCACAUGUAAUCUGUUAUCAGUUAUAUCAAUUAGUAACACUGUUCACACAUUUACCAUAACAACACUGCAUUAACAUUCUGCAUGUAUUUUACAUAACCAGCAAUUGGAUAAAAAGGCUUGUGGUGCCUCUGAAGUGUAGGAAGUAGUUUACCAGCAUGCAUGCCAGAUUACUGUAUACAAAGUGCACCAUCAACCCAUGCUUAAUUACUUUUACAGGAAAUGCUAUCUCAAAAAUCAGUCAUUCUGCUACACAACCAUUUAUACCAACUAUUUGAAUUAGCCAAUACUUAUUCUCACCAACAUCUUAAAGCACAGCACUAAACCUAGUGGAGGUGACUGUCCUCAAAGAGGAAAGACUAAGCACGCUUGGAAUGUUUUCACAAUGGUUUCAUUCUACCUUAAAGUAACGCCAACUUCAUUGUGGGACACAAACUGAAGAGUUAACUAUUUCCAACCCAUGCACAACAGUAAGCACGCCAGGACCAGCUGUUACAUCCAUUCAGCUUUGGACAGUCCAGGUCAGGCCCUCUCACAGACUGGGGGCAGCCCAUCAAUCCACGUUCCGCUUCAGUACGCAGAUCGGUGUCAACGCUCAAACCUAUCAGUUCUGCCAGACGCUGCCAGGCAGCUGCAGCUUUGCAAGGCAGAUGGUGCUGAUGGUUGGAAGAAAAAAGGUCUGGAGACAGAUGAAAACAGGCCAACAUUGCAGUACUCAGUGAGUAUACGGUUAGAAGCUUCUGUGGUUUCCAGAAUCUCAAUCAAGAUCCCCACCAAUAAAUCGAUGUCUGAAUCUACACAAGAACAAGCCCAGGUUGGGUGCUUGCCUGGCCUGAUUAGCAUCCUGUAUUGCAGUAUUAAAUCAACACUGGAAAAUGCUGACAAAAAAACCCCAAAACUACCCAACAACUGUACCCGAAUGAAAUAAAUCUUGCUACGCAAAGCACAGAGUUCCACGUUCCACUUUCCAAGCUGUAACCAAUAGGAUUUUAGAAGAAAGGCUGGGAAUGAGUUACUUUGCCACCAAUGGUUUUGGCACAGUGGUCUCAGUUACUACAUUUCUGUAAUUACACAAGGUAUUUGAAAUUCAGACCAUGAUGCAGGUUGGCAGCAAACUUUUACAGUUUAAGAUGUACCCACUGGGGCUGCAACAUCUGCUGUACACCCAGUUUGCUGCCAUGGAGCAGUUAGAAAUUGCACGAGCUGCACACGUGUGCCUACACCAUAGCAGAGGCACAGAGGCACAGAGGCACAGACCAUUCUCAAAGCUGGGAAUUACAUCUUGUAAGUAAAACCUACAAAGGCUCAUUUUCUUAACUUCCUCAUAUUGGAGAGAGUUUGAGCAUUUAGCCAUUAAACCACAUCCAUUCUCACGAGUGAGCUCACCACUGAUAGCCAUAAGAGAAAGAAACUUCAUGAUUUGGCCUCAUACAACAGCAGCAAUGCAUUACAUCAAGGCUGUAGGCUUUUUUUUUUUCAUUAGAUAAUACAGGACAGUAAUUAAACAGCAAACAUCACCUUGGCAGGAUCUAUCACAAGCUUUCUACAAGUUCCCAAGACACAUCAGAUACUUUUUCCAGUUGUGCUGAGGCUCCUUCCACCUUUCCUUGUGCACCACCACAGAAGGAGCCACCACGGGACCUGCAGCACUAGAAGAACCAGUUAACCAAACAGCAAAAACAGGCAGGUAUUUUAAUGAUGCUUUUGGAAACCUCACAGGCAAGUAGUUGGCAUUCCUUACUAGCAGCUGAAUCCAACAACUGCUCAUCAACCAAUGAUAGUGAAGUUAUUUGCAGUAAUACCUGUACCAGAGCCAUUACCAUGCUUACAGUCUACCCAAACUUUUAAGAAAAGUUAUAUACAUUUGUAAAGUUGUUUUUGGAGCUUCACAAGUAGAAACCAGCUUAAACACCAGAAUGUAAAAAUGGCAUCUGUCUUUGCAACAGCGUUGGCUAAGAAAUUGGUUCAAAACACAUCUCUACGGAAAAAAAUGUUUAGAAAAAGAACAUUUUCUUAAAAUUCUAUAGUAACAAAUUCACUCAAGGCAGCUGUGAGUUAAAAAAAAAAAGUUAAGUAUACCACUAAAAAUUGAACCAAAUCUGAGAGCUCUCAACUCGCUCACUUAAAGAGUAACAAGUAUUCCUUAAUAGUUCUGUAAAUGCAGAUCGAAAAGCAAAAUGCUGAGGAGUUCCUGUGACAUACAACAUUGUGGGAUUUUGGUCCUACACCACAACCUGCUGUUGGCAAACGUACGCUCCUGCAGCACGAGAUGUGCUGCUUUGUUUUCUUGAAGUGAAUUUGCUGUGACUGGUACAUUUAUUGGCACCUUUGCCACUCAGACAUGGCAAGUUUACAGGCACAGUUUGGAAGUCCGGAAAUUUAGGAUUACAAAUAUCAUAAACUUGAGAAAGAGCCAUCUCUGUUUUGGCAUACUACAAAAUAUUGGGCACUUAGAUUUGGUACCUGACCCACCGAUAGCCAGACUCCCCAUAACUUCAGCUGAGGGCAGAUGAACGUUAUCUUCCAACCUGGUAAUUUAAAAUUCACAUCUAUUUAAGACAAGUCACUUCAGAAAAGCCAAUAGACUUGAUUUCCCCUUUCUACAAAUGCCACAGGCUUUGAGAUUCCCAAGGGAACAUCCACUGCAGGCACAAGCAUGCUGCCAGGCACCAAGAAGUUAAGCAGUCCUCCUGGGUAGUUUCAGAUGGGCAUCACUCACUUGAUUUUCUUCUACCUACAUUCAACCAUACUUGAUCAGAACCUGUCGCUUAUAAGCAGCUGCCACCAACAUCUGAAUAAAUCAGGAAGAGGAGAUGGCUAUUUACAGUGUGAGAACUGCAGAACAAUUAGCAUCUAAUGAGCCACUAUGGCACAGACCUGCGACCACAGGAGAACAAGCAAGUCGCUAACUUCAUAGCACAAAGUUUUAAAGGGCCACACAAGUAAGUAAGGUUAUUUGGUUCACUGUAAGUUACACAAUUCCUUUCAUAACUCACACUGCACGUAACUGACAACAAGCACUUUUGGUUGUGGUAUGCUUUGGCAAACCCCCAGUUUGGAGGGGAAUUACAGGUGAUUAACUGCACAUUUAAAUCUUUAAGAUUCUAAGCAAAGUUCUCUUGAAUUCCCGUUUGUUGGGGUGACUGAGCAAGCUCUGCAAGCACACUGCUUUCUGCACAGAGUAUCAUGCCAAAUCGCUGUUAGUUUGUGACAGGCCAAACUGUCUCAUUUAGAGCUGAACUGUCAAAAAGAAAAGCACUCAGCCACUUAACAACAGCAGUGCAGUCACCUGGUUUCCAUACCCAAGGGCUGGGUGGAAUAGCAGAUGCGGAAAGCCGCAGUAAGGAGGCUAAUACUUCUGAACUGGACUUUUUUUUUCCCUCUGUUGUUGCAACUCUGCCUGGCAUUAACUCCUUGGUGUUUGGAGGCUGCCACUGCCAAUGGAUGAACCAGGAACCACUGGCUUAAGGAAGAACCCCCACGAUUAAAAAUAGGCAAGCAGGUCAAGAAGUGAGUGAGUAAGGCAGUAGGUAUUAACUGGGAGUCUCCAGGGCCUCUAAAAAAAAAAAAUAAUAAAUUCAAA
This is a messenger RNA of Lagopus muta (rock ptarmigan), 8572 nucleotides long. It is a transcript of the gene MFN1, whose product is annotated as mitofusin 1. Gene Ontology annotation, cellular component: mitochondrial outer membrane. The coding region runs from base 123 to 2381 and encodes 752 amino acids. NCBI's taxonomy places the organism in Eukaryota, Metazoa, Chordata, Aves, Galliformes, Phasianidae. Gene Ontology annotation, molecular function: GTPase activity; GTP binding. Gene Ontology annotation, biological process: mitochondrial fusion; mitochondrion localization. The record is from RefSeq and is a predicted model, not a curated record. The transcript has 18 exons.